Messenger RNA from Spirometra erinaceieuropaei, 2781 nucleotides. Lineage: Eukaryota; Metazoa; Platyhelminthes; Cestoda; Diphyllobothriidea; Diphyllobothriidae. The record is from the annotation of a GenBank genome assembly.
AUGGCGAGAAUCGUUUCUCGUUUUGCUCCGUGGUUUUCGCGGCCACGUUUCUUUUCGGCCGUAGCUUUUCAUGCACCACCAAAUAGCGUCUAUAGUAGAGUCCGAAACUUUAUUAUCAACAACCCGUCACUCCGCGAUACAAGUAUGCUUAUUCUAGACAUCGAUUGAUUCCCAGGCGCAACACCUUUAUCUCAAGAACCAUCUAAAAAGUUGAGUAAAAUACAGCAAGAACUUUUGGAAGAUCUAGAAGCUUCUGAUGUAAGCAUACUGCGUUUUUAUUUAGCCCUAGGUAAGUUAUCGAGAUGUAAAAACUCGUGAGGCCGGGCCCUCGUCGAAGGAGCGCCCGAAUCUGAUUCCCUUCGAUGAAGAGCGCCGCAUACUGGGUUGCAUCUGUAAGAAAAGAUGUAGUUUAUCUUAUAUCUGUUUGCAUGACCUCAUUUCUUCUGGUAUUACGAGUUAAUUUGCAUCUCGUGACAGCGUUUUUCACUUCCACCCCUUCGAAUCGGCUGUUUGUGUUGGGUCUUCUUUCUUGUUUUCAUAAGUAAUUCGUUUCUUAGUUAUUAGUCAGUUGAGAUCAUAGAGCUACACGUCUCACUGACAUAUACGUAUUCCAUCAAACUUGCUGACAUCGGGUGCGUAAACUUUCUCUUCGAGACUUAGUUAACAUAACUUUGACCGAUAUACUUCUUCAAUAGUAUUCCACAAACAGAAAAUUAGCCUGCCUCCGGUCGAAAACAUCUGAAUGCAGUGUUAAAUUAUAUUUAGAGGAAAUAUUAAUGAUUCUCUAGGCAAGCGGCGUUUUCCAGGGAGCGAUCCUUUCAGAAUGUCCUUUGAGCAAAUUUUGUUUUCUGAGGUCUUGUUUUGUGUCCGGGUACAUUCAGUGUCCAAUUGCGACACCGACAGGGAGAGUGGCGCAUGAAUAUCAGGUAGGUCGUAAUAUCGGAAAUUUAUCAUCUGAAGCCAAGUACAGCCUUCGCUGCCUCAAGAACCUCGCAGCUGCUGUAGACAUCCGUCUGCUUGCAUCAAACCCUUCCUGCCAGCUGAGGCCGACGAUGGGCGCCAUGAACUGUUUUCCGACGAAAACGAUUGGUUGUCUAGAAAGUGUUGGUUCAAUAGUACCCCCAAAGGUACGAGGCCACAAGCUUGUCUAGUUGAGAUGCAAAAAGGCCUGCCGGGUCUGGAUAAUAGAUCAUUUCCUAUGGGUCUUUCACCUCGAUCAACCGUAACUGCGGCUGCAACCCAGUAUUCACAGAACUUUGAUACGGUAGUGUAUUUGGAAAGUCAAGGCACUUGGCAAGAGCUUUUCUUCAUUCGAAGUUCAUGAGUACUGUUUAAAGAUAAUUGGUGAUCUAAUACACUGCGUCCUUCCUCAAGUUUCAAGAAACAAGACCGUGUCAACAAGCCAAACUGAUGUUGCCGUCACGUCGCUCUUUUGAAAUGACAGUAGACCGCUACCACAUCGUCCACAUCCUUAACACUUCUCCAAGUCUUCGCAGGACACGACGCUGUCUUAGCAUUAUCACCAUCUUAACAUAAAUUUGUGAUGCAGUGUCGUGGGUGAAUGAGGUCGCCAAAUCCGAUCUGGUAGUGCCAGAAGAAGGCCCCUCUCGAGAUUAACCGUUGUUAACUGGGAGAAGUUGGCACUUUCAAAUACCCCGGAACGAUAUUGCCAAAUGGGCAGAGUGGGGGCCAAUUCAUCUUAAAUGAUGCCGUUUGCAGGGCUUUUGUAAACUAGAGGUUUUAUCACUGUUGUUCGACAACCAUCCUUUGAAUGCCUUCUCUCAAGGGGAACAGUUCGAAUUUAGCUCGAAAACAUUGCAAGGACAUCUCAAGCCACCCAUGGGUGAUGUUUGAGGCAAUUUAGACACAUUCUUCGUCGUCUGCCCCAUGAGUUCAGUCUUGCUGCUCUUGAUCCUAUACCCUGUCCACCUGACGGCGGUGGUGGUGGCAACGGCGGGGAAUACUAGUUCAAGACCCGACAGCAUAGUCAGUCAGGAUGUGGGAGUGACCCUUGGACAUCCGGAAUUCACUCUUCAUCGCUGGAUAAGAUAGUAAGUCGACCACAUCUAUAUUUACUGCAAGUAAAGGCACAUGUGGGAUAUAUUCUCUAUCUGUCUUGGGGUUUGAUGUCCGGAGGCGCAUCCAUGGACGGACUCUAGAUUUGCAUAUGUUCUGAAGUAGCAUUUGUUCUGUUGUGGAGGCAAUACUUGACAAGUGUAGGCUUACCUUUUGUGGUUUGCUCCAUUCUGGUCAGAAAACGCACUCACCUGCCGCGAUGUUUCAACCUGCACAUUUUUUUCGAUUCUUCUCUUUGAUUUCGCGGCAGCUCAAUUCUCAUCGUUUCUGCCUUCGCUUUUUCCAUUUAUGCUACAUAGGAAUACGGUGCGCGGUUUUAAAACAGCUCUUUGUGUACCCGUUCUCCCUCCAGGUCAUGAAGACAAUCAUCACGUCAGUUAUCUACUCCUCUAUAAAGGCAUUCCAACACGUUGCGGGUGUGGACAUUGGUUCAAGCUUGUGGAUUUUAAUGAGUACGAGGCCGCUAGAGAGAGAUACUGGAACAGUGUGAAAAAUGAGCCGGAAAACGCAAAACUCCUGAAGGACUUGGAGGAAGCAGAACAGGAGCUACAGCAUCUGCUUGAGGAGAGUAAAACUAUGACCAAGAAGUCAGCUGGCGCAACGGAAAUGAUGGACAAGUUGUUGACCCAGUGGACCAAGUACAAAACCGCCUAUGGGGAGAUUCGAAGAAUAAUUGAUAUGGCGUGCGUCUCGGACAUCCGAUAG